AUUAAAAAUUUUACAGAAUUAGUAGCAAAGAAUAAUAACAAAAUGAUUUAUUAUAUAAUAUUAAAGUAGAGAAUUUUAUGUUCCACAUUCAUUAUUCUUCGAAAAUAAAUGUUUAAAUUGGCCAUUUUAUAAGACAAGCCGGGCAAACAUUCCGAACAAAAAUACUUGAUAGCAUUGGGUUAUCUAUCCACAGAACAUUAUGGCAACUACUAGUAAUGAAUCAGAUUCAUCCAGGAAAAAUACUGACAAUAAGGAUACCGACAACAAAGAUGAACAAAAUAACAUGUUUGAGUGCAACAUAUGUUUGGACAAUGCUAAAGAUGCAGUGGUCAGUGUUUGCGGUCAUUUAUUUUGCUGGCCUUGUUUACAUCAAUGGUUAGAAACUAGAUCUAGUCGUCAAGUAUGUCCUGUUUGUAAAGCCGUUAUUAGUAAAGAUAAAGUUAUACCGAUUUAUGGCCGUGGAAAUACAAAACAAGAAGAUCCUAGAAACAAAGUUCCGCCGAGGCCUGCUGGUCAAAGAACUGAACCAGAUGCUACUACAGGUUUCCCUGGAUUUAAUUUUGGAGAUGGUGGAUUUCAUUUAUCAUUUGGAAUUGGAGCUUUUCCAUUUGGCUUUUUAACAUCUUUUAACCUCUCAGAUCGUCCUCAUGGAGUUCCAGGAGGCCAACUACAACAAGAUGAUCAUUACUUGUCUAAGCUGUUCUUAUGGAUUGCAGUAAUAUUUAUAGUUUGGCUGUUAUUGGCAUGAGAUUAUAACUACCUUUCACUAAUAUAUUGUAUAUUAUCAUUUUAAACUAAAAUACAGAUUUAUUCAUGGCGAUAUUUAAAAAUUUUAAAUAUAAACUAAAUUUUGUAAACUAGUAGUUUUGUUUACAGAAAAUUUUUUAAACAUCAUCAUUAUUUGGUACUUAGUUAAAACUCAUAGCUGUGAUUACUUUAGUACAUGUUUAUAGUAAUAUUGAGUAUUGAUUAAAAGAAAUAAUAAUAUCAGUUAAUAGUAUGACUUCAAAUGCAAUGAUGCCAAAUAAAUUAGUAGUCGCCUUGAUUAUUCUUCAAAGAAGAAUUUAGUAGGUUUUAAUUUUGUUUUGUGGAUGUUGGAGAAAAAAUUCUUAAUAAUUAUUUUACUAUAAUAUUACUACAAUUACAAAUAUAUUCUAUUUAAGUACACUACAUGUUUUUUAUGUUAAUGGUUAUUUUAUUACUACUUUAUCUAUACUGUAUAUUGUUGGUCUUGUAUU
This is a messenger RNA of Adelges cooleyi (spruce gall adelgid), 1238 nucleotides long. Its product is annotated as E3 ubiquitin-protein ligase RNF185-like. Bases 200 to 748 code for a protein of 182 amino acids. The record is from RefSeq and is a predicted model, not a curated record. Gene Ontology annotation, cellular component: endoplasmic reticulum. Gene Ontology annotation, molecular function: ubiquitin-like protein conjugating enzyme binding; metal ion binding; ubiquitin protein ligase activity. The transcript is spliced from 6 exons. Gene Ontology annotation, biological process: ubiquitin-dependent protein catabolic process. NCBI's taxonomy places the organism in Eukaryota, Metazoa, Arthropoda, Insecta, Hemiptera, Adelgidae.